Cebus imitator (Panamanian white-faced capuchin) is the source of this 684-nucleotide messenger RNA. RefSeq names its product zinc finger protein 195-like. The coding region runs from base 1 to 603 and encodes 200 amino acids. Lineage: Eukaryota; Metazoa; Chordata; Mammalia; Primates; Cebidae. The transcript is spliced from 2 exons. The record is from RefSeq and is a predicted model, not a curated record.
AUGCUCCCCUCUGUGCCCCCGAUCAAGGAUGUGGUUUUGCAGCUUAAAUGCCUUGCUCCCCCUGAGCUUGGGGCCACGAAUGAUUUUUCGCUGGAGAGAAACUCUCCAAAUGUAAAAAAUGGUACAAGCCGAAGUUUUUCCAAACAUCAGAGAAAUGAGAUUCGAGGGAAACCUUUCAAAUGUGGGGAAUGUGACAGCAUCUUCAGUUGGUUCUCAGAUCUUACUAAACAUAAGAGAAUUCACACUGGUGAGAAACCAGACAAAUGUGACAAACGUGGGAAAGCCGACACCCAGGCCUCACACCUCAGUGAACAUAGGAGGUUUCCCAACGGAGGGAAACCCUACCAAUGUGAAGAAUGUGGGAAAGCCUUCAGAACUCGCUCAAGCCUUUCUAACCAUGACAGAACUCAUUCUGAAGAAAAACCCUACACGUGUGAAGAACGUAGCACCAUCUUUAAGCAGUCAUCAGACCUCACGAAACCUAUGAAAACCCAUACUGGAGAGAAUCUUUACAAAUGUGACGAUCGUGGAAAAAACUACCCAGUCCUCAAAGCUUAUUGUAUAUCAGAGAAUUCAUACUGGAGAGAAAUCCUACAAGUGUGAAAAAUGUGACAAAGCCUUUAUCCAGGUCUCACACCUGACUGUACAUGAAAGCAUUCAUAUUUGAGAAAAAAAUAAACAAAU